Zychaea mexicana is the source of this 1224-nucleotide messenger RNA. RefSeq names its product proteasome component PRE2. Gene Ontology annotation, molecular function: threonine-type endopeptidase activity. NCBI's taxonomy places the organism in Eukaryota, Fungi, Mucoromycota, Mucoromycetes, Mucorales, Lichtheimiaceae. Bases 68 to 901 code for a protein of 277 amino acids. The record is from RefSeq and is a predicted model, not a curated record. Gene Ontology annotation, cellular component: proteasome core complex. The transcript has 6 exons.
UGCUUUAACUAUCUGUACUUUGUUCAACCCCUCUACGUCUCUUCACGCCCCUCUUUCUUUUUCGACAAUGAACAAGUUUGUCGAAAAAUAUGCCUCAUCGGCAUUUCAAAUGCCACUCGAUGGUGGUCUAGUCAACAUGCAGGGCAAAUGGGAUGCUGCCCAAGAACUCGCUUAUCCUACCUUUGACAUUCCUGAUGUCCACAACCCUGUUGAUUUCCUUCGAAACGUGACCGAUGAGGAUUCACCAGAAUACAAGAUCAAGAUUCAGCACGGUACAACUACGCUUGCUUUCCAAUUCCAAGGCGGUGUUGUUGUCGCUGUCGAUUCGCGUGCUACUAUGGGCAACUAUAUUGCCUCGCAAACGGUCAAAAAGGUGAUCGAGAUCAAUCCAUAUCUGCUCGGUACCUUGGCCGGUGGUGCUGCAGACUGUCAAUACUGGGAACGUGAGUUGGGCCGUCGAUGCCGUCUCUAUGAACUUCGAAACAAGGAACGCAUUUCGGUUGCAGCAGCAAGCAAAUUAUUAGCAAAUAUGGUCUAUUCGUACAAGGGCAUGGGCCUGUCCAUGGGCACAAUGGUCACUGGUUGGGAUAAGUCUGGACCCAAUUUGUUCUAUGUCGAUUCAGAUGGCCAGCGAUUGAAGGGUGACAUCUUCUCGGUUGGCUCUGGCUCUACAUUUGCAUACGGUGUAUUGGACAGUGGAUACGAUUACGACUUGUCAGUAAAGGACGCCAUCGAACUCGGAAAGCGAUCCAUCUUCCAUGCCACACAUCGUGAUGCCAUGUCUGGUGGUUCUAUCAACUUAUAUCAUGUCACUGAAGAAGGAUGGACAUACCACGGCAACCACGAUGUCGGACCGCUCUUUUUCGAAUACCAGGAUGAAAUGGCAAGAUCACGGCGAUAAACCGGCCGUGCUGAAUACACAUACAUUUCUCUCUCAUGAUUUUAAAAAAAGAAACAUAAAAAAUCGAUGUUGGAUUAAAUGGGAUGAUUCGCGUCAGAAAAAAAAAACGGAAAUAAUGGAAUAUUUCUCUGGAUUGACAUAAAUGAGGGCAACAUAAUUCGGAAGUGUGGAGAUACCAGGUGCGGAAGCUAUUGUCCAAAAUGUAAAGAACAUGGCCUGUUUUUGCUGCGCAUGUGAUGUACUUGAUGAGCAAAGCAGUGUCUUCCUAGAGUCAUUCUGCAAUAACUAAACAGGAGAAAGAAGACCACCGACCAUUAAAAAAG